Mugil cephalus (flathead mullet) is the source of this 2270-nucleotide messenger RNA. It is a transcript of the gene psen2, whose product is annotated as presenilin 2. NCBI's taxonomy places the organism in Eukaryota, Metazoa, Chordata, Actinopteri, Mugiliformes, Mugilidae. The record is from RefSeq and is a predicted model, not a curated record. Gene Ontology annotation, biological process: amyloid-beta metabolic process; membrane protein ectodomain proteolysis; amyloid precursor protein catabolic process. Gene Ontology annotation, cellular component: apical plasma membrane; perinuclear region of cytoplasm; cell surface. Gene Ontology annotation, molecular function: aspartic endopeptidase activity, intramembrane cleaving. The transcript is spliced from 11 exons. Bases 145 to 1425 code for a protein of 426 amino acids.
GCUGACUUCCGGGUUCGAUCGACUGUCGGUGUUUACUUUGAGAGCGGUUCAUUUUCCAGAUUUCUGCACUUAAAUCGAGGUGAACAUUUGGGAUAAACUCACAAGUGUCUGUUCUCUGAAUUGUCGGUUCUCCGUGAAGCCGCCAUGAACGCCUCCGACAGCGACGACGACAUCUACAACGAGAGGACGGCGUUGAUGCCCUCAGAGAAUCCCGUGGUGCCGUCCUACAGGCCGGAACCUGACAACGCUUCCCUGAACAACACGCCAACCAAAAGGCCGGCGGCGAGCGCGAGAACGGGUCCGGUCGCCGAGGGUAACGGAUCAGAUCAGGAGGUGGAGGCCGACGAGGAGGAGCUGCCUCUGAAGUAUGGAGCCAAGCACGUCAUCAUGCUGUUCAUCCCCGUCACCCUCUGCAUGGUCGUGGUGGUCGCCACCAUCAAGUCGGUCAACUUCUACAGCGAGAAGACCAACCAGCAGCUGAUCUACACACCGUUCACAGAGAACACGGCGUCGGUCGGCCGCCGUCUCCUCCACUCCAUCCUCAACACCAUCAUCAUGAUCAGCGUCAUCGUGGUCAUGACCAUCUUUCUGGUCGUCCUCUACAAAUACCGCUGCUACAAGUUCAUCCACGGCUGGCUCAUCCUGUCCUCCCUCAUGCUGCUGUUCUGGUUCAGCUUCAUGUAUCUGGGUGAAGUGUUUAAGACGUACAACGUGGCGGUGGACUACCCAACAGUGGGGAUAAUCAUUUGGAACUUCGGGGCAGUGGGGAUGAUCUGUAUCCACUGGAAGGGUCCUCUGCAACUGCAGCAGGCCUACCUCAUCCUCAUCAGCGCCCUCAUGGCCCUUGUUUUCGUUAAGUACCUGCCUGAGUGGUCGGCCUGGGUCAUCCUGGGAGCCAUCUCCAUCUAUGACCUGGUCGCUGUCCUGAGUCCUAAAGGUCCUCUCAGGAUGUUGGUGGAAACAGCUCAGGAGCGUAACGAGCCCAUCUUCCCCGCCCUCAUCUACUCCUCUGCCAUGAUGUGGACGGUGGGGAUGGCGAGUCCAGACCCUCAGCGCUCUGACACAGACGAGGAGGCGGAGCAGAACGUUGGGGGGGCGGAGCCUCAGAGGAGACGACAGAGGUCUCUUCAAGAGGACGAGCUGGAGGAGGAGAGGGGGGUGAAGCUGGGCCUCGGUGACUUCAUCUUCUACAGCGUCCUGGUUGGAAAAGCUGCAGCGACCGGUGGAGACUGGAACACGACGCUGGCCUGCUUCGUCGCCAUCCUCAUCGGCCUGUGUCUGACUCUGCUGCUCUUGGCCAUCUUUAAGAAGGCUCUGCCGGCGUUGCCCAUCUCCAUCACCUUCGGCCUCGUCUUCUACUUCUCCACAGACUUCCUGGUUCAGCCCUUCAUGGACAACCUGGCCUCUCACCAGUUUUACAUCUAGACCAAGCCCCGCCUACCUCACCUCACCUCACCUCCCGCCCCCGGUAACGUUACCCCGCUGGACCGCCAACCACGUGUUGAUGUCACGCACAAAGACGACAGGAAGUGACGUAACAGAUAGAGGUAGCUGGUUGUUUGACUGGUAGUUUAGAGGAAAGGCCUUAGGUCUGUCUGUAGUUCUGUCCUGAAACAGAGGCCGUCUGUGAUUGGUUCACGCUCCGUCAGGAUGUCACGUGACCCGUCAACCUUCACUACCUGACCAGUUCGUCCUCAAGCUGGGACAGGGGAGGGCCCACCACUUUAGGACGUGGCGUCCCUUGCUCUAUUUUUACAUUUCAGGGUUUUAUUUAUCUCCUGAACUGAAUACUACAGUACCCAUGAGCCUCGGUCGUGACGCAGUGAAUUCUGACCAAUCCCUGCACGGCUGGAUUCAUUCUGAGGAACUGACAUCGUUUUUUUUUUUUUUUGUUGUUGUUGUUGUUUUUUUUUUAAAACUCAGCGACUUCUCCUGCUGAAAUGCACCCUGGGAGUCGUAGUUAAACAUCUGUAUCGUAGACGUAGUCACUUUAAUUAAAUGACACUCAUUAAUAUAUCUAAAACUGUCUGAGUUUAAAUCAUUUAAUAUUGGAUUGUUUAUUUAACGUUGAACUCUUGAGGUUGUAGGUUUUUAACGUUUACACCACUGGAAGCUCCGCCUCCUCCUCCGCUCAGGGACGCUAGCCGCUACUGGCUGUUAGCUUGCUAUCAGCCCCUGUUAGCUUGGUGCCAAUGAUGAGGACCUGAGGAGAACAUUUGAUUGUUUUGUUGUUUAUAUGAAGUUGAUUAAAAGUCGAUAUCUUGAGACCA